CCAGAGCCAGCAGCGAUAGAAUACAAAGACUGCACACCACUGAGACAGGCUUCUAUUACAGAAUGAAAUUAUUCUCGGCUUUUGCUCUCGUCUCCCUCGCCUGCCUCUCCACUCUGGUUGCAGAAUUCCCAUUUUCAGAUGAAGCUACUGAACCAAUUUGUGAGCAGCUAAGAGAGUUGUUCCAAGUAUGCCCAAAGAGCUAUAUACCAGUGUGUGGAACUGAUGGCGUAACCUAUGACAAUGAAUGCCACCUCUGCAAUGCAGCUCAAAAAGAUGGAGCUGGAAUCUUGAUUCAGAAAUUUGGACCAUGCAGAAAUCAACGUCGCAGAGACUGAGUUUCCACUUAUUUGGUCGACCUAUCUGUCAUUAUUGUCUGGUGUAUUUAAACGCUGUC
Molecule: messenger RNA, 394 nt
Organism: Hypanus sabinus (Atlantic stingray)
Lineage: Eukaryota; Metazoa; Chordata; Chondrichthyes; Myliobatiformes; Dasyatidae
Product: trypsin inhibitor ClTI-1-like
Exons: 4
Coding region: 63-335 (90 amino acids)
Molecular function (GO): protein binding; serine-type endopeptidase inhibitor activity
Source: RefSeq, a predicted model, not a curated record